Messenger RNA from Dromaius novaehollandiae (emu), 2173 nucleotides. RefSeq names its product zinc finger DHHC-type palmitoyltransferase 16 (gene ZDHHC16). Gene Ontology annotation, biological process: protein palmitoylation. The transcript is spliced from 11 exons. The record is from RefSeq and is a predicted model, not a curated record. Gene Ontology annotation, molecular function: palmitoyltransferase activity. NCBI's taxonomy places the organism in Eukaryota, Metazoa, Chordata, Aves, Casuariiformes, Dromaiidae. Gene Ontology annotation, cellular component: Golgi apparatus. Bases 270 to 1733 code for a protein of 487 amino acids.
GCACUGGGUGCUGUGGGGAGCCUGGGUGUUUUGCGGCCACGAGCGUGGGGCCGAGGGCUGGGUGCUGCUGGCUUGGGCAGCCCCUGUGUCACAUUGCUGGGUGCCAGCGAAGGGCAACUUGGAGCCGGAGGCUGUGGGACUGGGUGCUGCUGGGACGGGGCGCUGGAGCCGGCGGAGGGUGCUGCAAGGCUGUAGCCCCACCGGCUUCAUGAGCCUGGCUGUGCACCCGCGGUGGGGCCAGCCCUAGAGCGCUCCCCUCUUGCUGUUUGAUGCCUGUGGUGUCUGGCUUGGCCAGGCUGGUGGCUGCUGCCCUGCUCGGCCACUCGGGGCCUGGCAUGGCGAGGGCUGGAGCCCUGGUGCCAGAGCGGGCCUGGGGUGAUGCACAGCUCGGCCGGGGCCUUGCCGGGGCUGGCUGCGCCACUGGCUGCAGGGGGCAGCCGUGGGGCAGAGGCAGGGCUCCUGCCCCCGUCCCCAGGCAGCUCGGGCUGGCUGCCUCCCGCGUGAGCCCCAGCUCGGUGGCACCACCCGCCGAAGGCAAGGUGGUCGCCGAAAUGGGAGCCUGGCAGUCCGGGGGGAGCCGGCUUGGCGGGUGCGGCGCGGCAGGGAUGAGGAGCCGGCAGCGGAUGUUUGCGGCGGUGAUGCGCCUGCUCCUCAAAUGCCUGCGGCUGGGCCGGCGGCGGCGGUUUAAGCUGGUGCGGCAAGUGGAGCAGCUGUGGCACUACGGGCGCCUCUGCCUCCGCUCCCUGCUCUACAACUCCUUCACCAACAGCGACGUGGUGCUCGACUCCCUCUUCGAGCCUGUCUACUGGCUGGUGGACCACGUCACCCGUUGGUUCGGUGUGGUGUUUGUGGCACUGGUGAUUGGGCUGACAAGCUCCAUAGUGGCCAUUGUGUACAUCUGCCUGCUGCCCCUCAUCCUGCAGACCUACACACCUGCCUGGAUCUGCUGGCACCUCGCCUACGGACACUGGAAUCUCCUCAUGAUUGUCUUCCACUACUAUAUGGCUAUCACCACCUCACCUGGGUACCCACCACAGGCCAAGGACGACCUCACCGGUGUCUCUAUCUGCAGGAAAUGCAUUGCUCCCAAGCCAGCUCGCACCCACCACUGCAGCAUCUGCAACAGGUGCGUGCUGAAGAUGGACCACCACUGCCCCUGGCUGAACAACUGCGUGGGGCACUUCAACCAUCGCUACUUCUUCUCCUUCUGCCUGUUCAUGACCAUGGGCUGCAUCUACUGCAGCAUCAGCGGCUGGGACAUGUUCCGGGAUGCCUACGCAGCCAUCGAGAGAAUGAAACUGCUUGAGAAGGAGAGACUGCAGGUGGCUGCCAACCAGACCUACUACCAGACCCCACCACCCACCUUCUCCUUCCGCCAGCGGGCUUUCCACAAGAGCAUAGUCUACCUCUGGGUCCUGUGCAGCUCAGUUGCAUUGGCCCUGGGUGCCCUCACGCUGUGGCACGCUGCCCUCAUCACCCGUGGGGAAACCAGCAUUGAGAGGCACAUCAACAAAAAGGAGAGGCAGAGGCUGCAGAAGAAAGGCAAGGUGUUCAGGAACCCCUACAGUUACGGCAGCUGGAAUAACUGGAAGGUGUUCUUGGGAGUGGACGUGCCAAGACACUGGCUCACCCGGGUCCUGCUGCCCUCUCCUCACCUGCCCCAUGGAACAGGCCUGAGCUGGGACCUCCCUCCCUGCGUGACAGAGCAGCAUGCACCGCUCCUGGCCAUCUGAGGUGGGGGACCUGGGUGCUGCAGUCGUCCUUGCCCUGCAGGCAGGGAAGCGCAAGAUCGUCACUGUCAUCCUGUUUGGCCCCAGCACCUGGCUGAAGGCAGGUGCUGGCACAUGCUGCCAGCUGGAGCCAAAGCCACCGGGAACUGUGGACAGUAUCUCUGCCUGAACGCCUGCUCUCGUGGCUCCUCGGUGGCUGCAGGCAGCCCCGGGGGAAGGGGGGGGGCACAAACUGGUGCUCCCCCAUGAGCUGAAGGUGCUGCCCUUGCUCCACACAGGUAUAGGCCAGCACGUCGCCCAACUUGACUCUCUGGAAACAGCGCGGGUAGGGCUGGGAUUAGAGGACGGUAUACUUCCCCCCCAGGUACUUGCCAGGGAGCCUUUUUAAGAACAUAAGAACAUCCAAUAAAGGGUUGGGGGUUUUUUGUUUUUUUUUUUUUAAA